AUGGAGUUUGCCCGUGACGUCAGGAAAUGCAGCGACUGUAAAUGGGCCAGCGCCCCUCUGCAGCCACCAUUGUCCUUCCUUCUGAGCUGUCGAGAAGGCAAGCCCCACAUGGCUAAGCCUGGCUGUGAGACCUCUUCUGGGGAAUGCCUGGACAGGGAGGAGCCCAAAGCAGCAGACUCAAAGAGACCGAAGCACGAGCAGCCAAGGCACCAACGCCGCCGCUGCGGCCGCCGCCGCCGCCGCUGCCCCAACAGUUUCGCUAUCUACUUCCCCAGGGUUCUGAAGCAGGUUCACGAGGGCCUGAGCCUCUCGCAGAAGACCGUGAGCAUCUUAGAUUCGUUCGUUAAGGACAUCUUCGAGUGCAUCGCCCACGAAGCCUCUCGCCUGGCCCGCUCCACCAAGCGCUCCACCAUCACCUUCAGGGAGAUCCAGACAGCCGUGCUCCUGCUGCUGCCGGGGGAGAUGGGCAAGCACACCGUGUCCGAAGGCACCCAAGCCAUCAUCAGGUACACCCUCCACCAAUGA
Messenger RNA from Neomonachus schauinslandi (Hawaiian monk seal), 525 nucleotides. Its product is annotated as late histone H2B.L4-like. Gene Ontology annotation, biological process: nucleosome assembly. Gene Ontology annotation, molecular function: DNA binding; structural constituent of chromatin; protein heterodimerization activity. The record is from RefSeq and is a predicted model, not a curated record. The transcript has a single exon. Gene Ontology annotation, cellular component: nucleosome. Bases 1 to 525 code for a protein of 174 amino acids. NCBI's taxonomy places the organism in Eukaryota, Metazoa, Chordata, Mammalia, Carnivora, Phocidae.